ACUGCAAAAAUGGGAUUGAGGAAAUCAAAGCCACAGCCCAUACCAGACUUUGAUAGACCAUGGAGGGACAUGGACUGGAAUGAAAAGGAAAACUUGGAAGCCAAGUUAAGACACAUUCAGCUGAACCAUCCAGAGCUCAGACGUGUCAGAAUCCUGCUACAUGGACCAGUAGGAGCAGGAAAAUCCUGCUUCAUAAACUCAGUGCAAAGCGUCUUCCAUGGAGAGAUUAAAACCAGGGCAUUCGAACAAUCAAAUGCUAAAAAAAGCUGCACAAAAACGUACAAAGCCUACACCACUACCAACAGGAAUUCUGAGACUCUGCCAUUUGUCUUCAAUGAUAUUAUGGGCCUGGAACAAAAUGACGAAGAUGGAAUUCAUCCUGAUGAUGUUGUUAAUGCAUUGCUGGGCCAUAUAAAAGAUGGCUACAAGUUUAAUCCUGCUUCUCCCCUGAGUGAUGAAGACGCAGGCUACAUAAGAGAACCUAGUCUGAAGGACAAAGUUCACUGUCUAGUGAGUGUUGUGCCUGCAGGCUCCAUCUCACAAAUGGACAUCGGUGUCAUCAACAAGAUGGAAGUCGUUAGGAAGAAAGCCAUUAGCCUGGGCAUCCCUCAUGUGGUUGUUAUGACGAAGGUCGAUGACGACGUCUGUCCACUGGUCAACAAAGACCUAAAACAGAUCUACAGAAGCAGGAAAAUCAAAGAAAAGAUGCAGAUCUGCAGCAACAUACUUGGUCCACCCAUGAAAUGCAUCUUCCCCGUGAGCAACUAUCAUGAGGAAAAUAACAUGAACGACACCAAAGAUGUUCUCAUCCUAGCAGCAUUACUGCAGAUUGUUAAAUUUGCUAAAGAUUAUGUUGAAGAAUAUCACGUAACACAUGAGUAA
Molecule: messenger RNA, 882 nt
Organism: Colossoma macropomum (tambaqui)
Lineage: Eukaryota; Metazoa; Chordata; Actinopteri; Characiformes; Serrasalmidae
Product: interferon-induced protein 44-like
Exons: 7
Coding region: 10-882 (290 amino acids)
Source: RefSeq, a predicted model, not a curated record